Molecule: messenger RNA, 5479 nt
Organism: Drosophila gunungcola (fruit fly)
Lineage: Eukaryota; Metazoa; Arthropoda; Insecta; Diptera; Drosophilidae
Gene: NAT1
Exons: 4
Coding region: 1-4749 (1582 amino acids)
Cellular component (GO): eukaryotic translation initiation factor 4F complex
Molecular function (GO): translation initiation factor activity; mRNA binding; protein binding
Source: RefSeq, a predicted model, not a curated record
AUGCGCCGGAGGCAGUCGCAAUAUGAUUUAUCGCCGACCUACCGAUAUAUGAUCGUUCCGGUGUCCCCAAGGAUCAUUAGAACCGACCAGACCAGGAUCACCGCACCAGAUCCAGAUCCCCAUUCAGCGGGGAAACCAAUCAAGACGCCAAGAGGAACCCACUCCGUGCAACCCACGCACGUACCCAUUUCGCCCCCGAGUCGAUCCAGAAAAGCAUCCACCAUUCCUCUAUCAACGUACGACGCCGCUCCCCUUUUGCACUCUUACGACGACAGUCCGCAGCGUUGGGACCUAUCCAACGGGCAUCAGGCAGGCGUCAUCAUAGAUCAGUUCCGGGGCGGUAAAGCGAUCACCAUUGAGGGAGGCACCAGCACCGGUGAUACGGCGAGCAUCGGCGGCGGCAGCGAUUUACGACUGGUAAUAACGGCCAAUCCCAGCGAGAUCGAGCGCAAUUACGAGCAGCCAACCAAUCGCGGUGGUGGCGGAGGCGGCGGCGUUAUCGGCGUCAGCUGCGGUGGCCAAACCCCACCGACACCCACGGUCGGCAAAACCCUGCUGAACACCAGUCCCAAUCUCCUGCCGAUCACCACAGCUACCGAUACGUUCAACAACCUCAAGAACCUGGUGAAGAUCGAUAAGGGUUCCUCGCCAUCGUCGGGAUCGAAUCCGCAGGGCGGCGGCAAUUACCGCAAGGGCGGCUCUAACGGCUCAGGCUUCAAGAGCGGCGGCGGCGCCGGAGGCAACGGAGGAGGAUCUCCGGCCAUAAGUGGCGGCAACAGCGAGGGCGGCAGGAACGGCAGCCGAUCAUCUGGUGGACCAACCGGACACUUUUCCACUGGCUAUAGCAAGAAUUCCGCCAAAAUUCGCCAACACGACAGUGAGGUGAGCCCAAGACCUCGACGAUCUUACCAGGGUGACUCGUCGUCGUCGCGUUACUAUCCAAAGAAUAGUGACAUUUUGGGUCAAGGCUUAAGCGGCAGCUCCGAUAGCUACAACGGCGGCUCCUCCGGCAGAUACCAGCAGGACCAGCAAGGCGGAUCGCAUCGUGGUAGUCGCAACAACUAUCACUCCAACUCCGAUGGCAGCUACAAUCGAUCACUAAACUCGAACUCCGUUGGAGGAGGAUCGGGAGCAGUCGGCGGCGGCGGCUCUGGUGGUAGCGGCGGUGGCAGCAAUUAUCGCUCCGCCCGCAACUACGAAAACGGCAAUGGAAGCAACGGCCCACAGUCACGUUACGGCAGCGGCAACGGGAACGGCAACGGUAACAGCAAUUCCAACUCCUCAUCCGGCUACAACGGAUCUGCAGCGAGCUCAACUAACAGCAAGUCGUCGUACGGGCAAUCGCGCGGUGGCAACGAUGGAGGCGUGAGUGGUGGAUACAGCAGCAACUAUCGCGAUAACUACGAGGACUCACCGUCGCACCAGCGCUACACCAACACCAACAGCCUAGAGCGUAACGGAGGCGGAUCGGGGGCAGGAGCGAGCGGAGGACCUCGCAGCUACGGCAGGUCGGAGGCGGAUCGUUACGGAGCACCGGCCAGUCGCACGCCAACGUCGCUUCGCAACGGAAAUGCGUCUGCUCAGAUUUCUGGCUCCACUUCCAACUCUUCGAACAUUUCUCUAAACUCAUCAGCGGCAGCAGGAGGUGCAGCUCCGCAUUCCCAGCAACAGCAGCACCAGCAGCAGCAGGAGCGAUCGCAGGCGAACAAGGCAAGCACUCCGCCACCGAUCACCGGACGCUGGAUACCACCUUCGCUGCGCCCGCAGCAUGGACUUACCCAGAGCGAGAAGAACGACGCCGUGUUCCGGCGCGUGAGGGGUAUCCUGAACAAGCUAACGCCCGAGAAGUUCCAAGAGCUGAGCGAUGAGCUGCUGAAGCUAGACCUCAACUCGAUUGUUAUUCUGAACGGCGUGAUAUUGCUGAUCUUCGACAAGGCCUUGGACGAGCCGAAGUACUCGUCUAUGUACGCGCAGCUCUGCAAGCGACUGUCCGAGGAAGCCCCUUCAUUUGAUAAGGAACCGAACAAUUCGUGCACCUUUCUGCGCCUGCUGAUCGCCGUCUGUCGCGACAAGUUCAACAACCGACUAAAACGUGACGAAAACGACAACCGUCCGCCGCCCGAAAAUGAGGCCGACGAGGAGGAGCGCCGCCAUUUGGCCAAACAGCGCAUGCUCGGCAACGUCAAGUUCAUCGGCGAGCUCAACAAGCUCGACAUGCUGUCGAAGACCGUGCUGCAUCAGUGCAUCAUGGAGCUCUUGGUCAAGAAGAAGAAGCGUACGGCCGGUGCGCAGGAAAUGUGCGAGGACAUGGAAUGCCUGGCUCAGCUGCUCAAGACUUGCGGCAAGAAUCUGGAUUCAGAACAGGGCAAAGAGCUGAUGAACCAGUACUUCGAGACGCUUGAACGUCGGUCAAAGUCAUCUGAAUAUCCACCGAGGAUACGCUUCAUGCUAAAGGACGUCAUCGAGCUGCGCCAGAACCAUUGGGUGCCGCGCAAGCUGGGCACCACUGAAGGCCCCGUCCCCAUAAAGCAAAUACGCUCGGACGACGACUCGAUCAUUCGCACCCCGUUCCCCAAUCGCAACCGGGACAUGCGCAACAACGAUCGCGACUCGGACAGCUGGAUGAAUAGGUUCCAUUUGAAUAUCCAGCCUGGCGGCUACAAUGACAUGUUUAGCGGACUGAGUGUCACGGGAGCUUCUCCGAUUGUCUCGCCGUUUGCUACCAGCAAUCGUGACCGAGAUCGCGACAACCGCCAGUACAACAAUCGUGGCGAUCGCAAUCGGGAUCGCGACCAAGGAGGCGGCGGCCCAGCCAACUAUGGCAAUCGCUACAACAAGCACAACCAGAAUGGAGGCGGAAACGGCGGCGGAGGAGGAGGCUCCUCCAACAACCGGGACAGAGACGACUCGCGUCGCAACAAUGAUCGCGACAGAGAUCGCAAUGAUGGACAGUAUGGGGGCAAUCAGCUGCUGGGUAGUAAGGAGUUGGCACCGAGGUUCAAACGCAACUUGAUCACCACGAACCAGGAUGCGGUGGAGAACUUGCAGAUGCGCCCGGCAGCCAACUCCUUGCUUUUCCGAGCGGCCUCCCAGAACCAGAAGUUCCCAGCCACGCUGCCCAUGUCCACACCGCCCAACAACAGCGGCAGCAACAACCAAGGCGGAUCGCAGGGCAAGGAUCAGGGCCAGCUGUCGAAUUCGCACUAUCCGAUGCUGGGCACGCCAACCUCCCAUCUGAUGAAUCCAACACGUCCCUCGUCGACCCCAUCCGCUGAGUACGCCGACAACCGUACACUGCUGGGAGUGCAGCACGACAGGGGCCUGAAGGCGACCUCUUCGUCGCCAAACUUUGGAUCGGGAGCGGAGAAGUUGAGCGAGCAGAUGGAUGGCCCGGCGGGCAGGAAGGGCUCGCAUGACGGCAAAGAUUUGGCCAAGAAUGGCUCAGUGGAGAGGCCAAGCACUCCGGUCGCUGGUAAUGGGUCGGCCAAGCAGCAGAAGAAGGACAAGGGUCCCAACAAGGAGGAGCUGUCCAAGAAGGCCACCCAGUUCUUCAAGGACAAGUUCUUCUACGAAGAGGAGGAGCAGGAGGAGACGAAGGCUCUUUCUGAGCUGAAGGAUGAUGAUGAGGCCAAGGCAGCGGAAACGGAGUCUGCUCAAGCUGAGGACUCCGAGGCAAAGGAAGAUGCCGCCACACCUGCGGGCACUUCAGAUCGCUUCAACGAGCUUGUUAAUGAAUUCCUUGAGCUUAAGCUACCAGAGAAGUCGCUGAAGGAUGUGUGCAUCAACCUGCUGAUGGAUGUGUUGGACCGCGUAAACGAUGUCUACCUGGAACGUGUCGUGCGACUCCUGCAGACAUUGCGCAAACAGUCUAAUAUCAAGUCGAACAUUGUGGUCGAGGUUUUCAAGCAGUUGGUCAACAAGAUGAACGAGCGUGAGGCGCUGAAUCCCCGCAUUGCGUCCCUCGUGGCCAGUGUUCUGGCCAAGUCAGUGUGCGAGCCGGCUCUGCUGAAGCUGAACGACAUCGCCAACUUCACGGACAACGGACAGCACUAUCCGCUGUUCCUGCUCGUGCUGCAGCAGCUGGUCAAGGUCAUCGGUAAGGAUGCGCUGGAGGAGAAGUUCCGGGCGAGUAAGGUGGAUCUGAUUAACAGCCUGCCGGAGGCGGACCGCAACAAAGAGCGACUGGCUGCCAUACUUGAGGACCGUCAGCUGUCGUUCCUCUACCCGCUGCUGAAGGUUCAGGCCGAGAUGCUGAAGCAGCUGCAAAGCGAUCCCAAUCCCAACAACUUCUACAAGUGGAUCAAGGCCAAUGUGGACAACAAGUACUACAAGGACCCGGGCUUCAUCCAAGCUCUCAUGACCGUGGUGGUCAAGUACGUGACCAAGGAGACGACGCUGGCGGCCGGCCUGGACCCCAAGGAGCACCCGGAGAAGUCGGUGACCCAGAAGGAGCAGCAGUUGCUGGAGAACUACAGCCAGAUGUUGCAGACCUUCCUGGGACAGAACGAGCUGCAGUUGAUGGCCCUCUACGCCCUGCAGUCCUUCUGCUACAAUGAGAAUUUUCCCAAGGGUAUGCUGUGCCGUUGGUUCAAAUAUCUUUACGAAUCUGAAAUUAUCGAGGAGGAAGCAUUCGUUUUGUGGAAGGAGGAGAUUUCCGACAAAUAUCCAGGCAAAGGAUCUGCUUUGUUCCAAGUAAACGCCUGGUUGACUUGGCUGCAGGAGGCCGAAUCUGAGGACGAUGAGGAUUAAGCAGCAUCAGUCCCGCAUAACAACGCUAUAUGUUUAUCACUUUCAAUAUUUAUUCACAAAUCGAUAAUGAUUACAUGAUGAAAAAGAACAAAACUAACACAGAAACAAAACAAAAAAAAACACAAGAAAUAACAAAUACCAGCAGGAUGGAAGUUUGAAAUCGCGGUUGCAAAUCUUAGUCAAAUUAUAGUAGAAAAAACGAAAAAAAAAAAGAAAUUAAUCAAAAUUAUUUGAUAUUCAACAAAUUCAAAGAACUUUAACAACCAACUAUCAAUAAAUAAAACGCAAUAGACGCAAACAUAAAUGAUAUUUAAUCCAUACAACAUAACCGCAAGCGAAAUUAGUAAAUUACCAUUGACAUUUCAAGCAUACGAACGUAACUAAAUAUUAGUGAAUUUCAUCUAUAUUUUUUUUUUAUAUAUAACAACCGGAACUGAUCUUUAAAUCGAAUAUCUCUGAUUUCAAUUGUCUGCCUUUAUUUUGGUACUCUCUCGCCGAUUUCCCGAUUGUGUAUUUAAUUAAGUAGGUCAAAUCAAAACGACAACAACGUAAACAUUAUAUAAAACAAAAACCAAUCGACGCGCGCCGAAGGGAGCGAAACAAAAUCUGAAUGUAAUUGUGAACAAAAUAUCGUAUAUAUGUAUUUUAACUCAACAAACGUAAACAUUAAAAAUUCGCCCCCAUUAUAUAGAGCCUUAAUAAAAUGCAACCAACACUGCGAACGGCGAAA